This is a messenger RNA of Fusarium keratoplasticum, 1053 nucleotides long. RefSeq lists its product as uncharacterized. Lineage: Eukaryota; Fungi; Ascomycota; Sordariomycetes; Hypocreales; Nectriaceae. The transcript is spliced from 3 exons. The coding region runs from base 1 to 1053 and encodes 350 amino acids. The record is from RefSeq and is a predicted model, not a curated record.
AUGCCUGUCAUCCAUGUAGAGAUUGAUCCUGAUGGAGACACUCUCAUAAUUCUCCCUCAUCCUGAACCAGAUCCUGAUGCCGAAGAGUCUGAGGACGAAGAGGAAAAUGACGAGGAACCAGAUGCCGAAAUGCCAGAUGUCGAAGAGCCUUCCCAGUCGUGCUUUAAAGUCUCGAUGAAGCAUCUCGUCCUGGCUUCGCCACGAGCAAAGAAGAUGUUUGCGGGAAACUACGCUGAAGCUCAACCGGGUACCGAUGGACUACGUCGAUGGACAUUUGAACCAAUCUUCGAUGCCAAGGCCUUUCGGAUCGUCAUGAAUGCAAUCCACGGCCAUACUCGCAAGAUGCCACGGACUAUGACACUCAGAAGGUUGGCCAAGAUCUCUGCCAUCGUUGACGAUCUGGAUUGCUCUCAAUCCUUGUGGUUCUAUGCCAAGACGUGGCUCGCUGAGUUGGAUACAUACAUGGACGAUGAUAACUUUAGAAGGUGGAUGCUCAUUUCUUUCGUAUUUGACGAGCCAGAGCUGUUCGAGUCAGCAACCACGUUUGCGAUCCGUAGAGGGGACCGACCAUUCGAUGCAUGUGGCCUCCCAAUACGUCCCAAAAUCAUUGACACAAUAGACGCCGAGAGGGAUAAGCACAUCACAAGAAUAGUCGAUGGGGUCGCAUCGCUCAUCGAGGAAGUCAAAACGAAGGAGUGCGACCCUCAGUGCAAGUCCAUGACGUUCGGUGCUUUGACACUAUAUCUUAUAUCGGCCAACCUUGUCCUUCCAUCUCCAUCUAAACCCUAUCUUGACCUGAGAUUGAGUAGGAUCUGCCAUCAGUUGAAUGAUUUUCGACUCCCACUCGCCUACCGCCCAGGCGAGUCGUUUAAGAAAAGUUGGAAGCGCUCCAAAGACUUGUGGGUUUUUCAAGAGGCCCCAUUACGAGUGUCAGAUCCUAGCCCGCCACAAGGCGUUAAUAGUCACAGCUGCGAUCUACGGGGUCUAGUCACCCGUUCGCUCUCGAGCUUAUCAGCCGCUCCCUGGGGCCUGAAUAUCUCAGACUUUCGUUAG